This is a messenger RNA of Pteronotus mesoamericanus, 3851 nucleotides long. RefSeq names its product DAB adaptor protein 1 (gene DAB1). Gene Ontology annotation, cellular component: cytoplasm. The record is from RefSeq and is a predicted model, not a curated record. The coding region runs from base 289 to 1956 and encodes 555 amino acids. The transcript has 15 exons. Lineage: Eukaryota; Metazoa; Chordata; Mammalia; Chiroptera; Mormoopidae. Gene Ontology annotation, biological process: lateral motor column neuron migration; ventral spinal cord development.
UCCUUGGCUCUCGGGGAGGAUGGACCCAGCUCCGCGAUCGCCCGGGCUUCCCCGGGCUGGAGAGCGCGCUUGAGUGCCGCCGCCCGCCGGGCAUGGGGAGCCGCUUCCCGGGCGGCUGCGGCAGCGGAGGAGGAUGCUCGCGGCGAGCCGAGCACUCGAAAGGAGUGAAUGAAAUGUGCAGCUCGGGGCGUCAUUUCUGAAGGGAGGAGUUGUUCUCUUGGAGAGGAGUCCUCCAUGAGCCUGGCCGAGGCCCUGGAUCUGUGUGCAGUGGACUAAGGAUUUAGUAGGAUGUCAACUGAGACAGAACUUCAAGUAGCUGUGAAAACCAGCGCCAAGAAAGACAGCAGAAAGAAAGGUCAGGAUCGCAGUGAAGCCACUUUGAUAAAGAGGUUUAAAGGUGAAGGGGUCCGGUACAAGGCCAAACUGAUCGGGAUUGAUGAGGUUUCCGCAGCCCGGGGAGACAAGUUAUGUCAAGACUCCAUGAUGAAACUCAAGGGCGUUGUUGCUGGCGCUCGUUCCAAAGGAGAACACAAACAGAAAAUCUUUUUAACCAUCUCCUUUGGAGGAAUCAAAAUCUUUGAUGAGAAGACAGGGGCUCUUCAGCAUCAUCAUGCUGUUCACGAAAUUUCCUACAUUGCAAAGGACAUCACAGAUCACCGGGCCUUUGGAUAUGUCUGUGGGAAGGAAGGGAAUCACAGAUUUGUGGCCAUAAAAACAGCCCAGGCGGCUGAACCUGUUAUUCUGGACUUGAGAGAUCUCUUUCAACUUAUAUAUGAACUGAAGCAAAGAGAAGAAUUGGAAAAAAAGGCACAAAAGGAUAAGCAGUGUGAACAAGCUGUGUAUCAGACAAUUCUGGAAGAGGAUGUGGAAGAUCCUGUAUACCAGUACAUUGUGUUUGAGGCUGGACACGAGCCAAUCCGUGAUCCCGAAACAGAAGAAAACAUUUAUCAGGUUCCCACCAGCCAAAAGAAGGAAGGUGUUUAUGAUGUGCCAAAAAGUCAACCUGUAAGUGCUGUGACCCAAUUAGAACUUUUUGGGGACAUGUCCACCCCUCCUGAUAUAACCUCUCCCCCCACUCCUGCAACUCCAGGUGAUGCCUUUAUCCCGUCUUCAUCUCAGACACUUCCGGCGAGUGCAGACAUGUUUAGUUCUGUACCUUUCGGCACUGCUGCUGUACCCUCAGGUUAUGUUGCAAUGGGCGCCGUCCUCCCAUCCUUCUGGGGCCAGCAGCCCCUCGUCCAACAGCAGAUUGCCAUGGGUGCUCAGCCACCAGUCGCUCAGGUGAUGCCGGGGGCUCAGCCCAUCGCAUGGGGCCAGCCGGGUCUCUUCCCUGCCACUCAGCAGCCCUGGCCAACUGUGGCCGGGCAGUUUCCGCCAGCCGCCUUCAUGCCCACACAAACUGUUAUGCCUUUGCCAGCCGCCAUGUUCCAAGGUCCCCUCACCCCGCUUGCAACCGUCCCAGCCACGGGUGACUCUACCAGGUCAAGUCCGCAGACCGACAAGCCCAGGCAGAAAAUGGGGAAAGAAAUGUUUAAGGAUUUCCAGAUGGCCCAGCCUCCACCAGUGCCCUCCCGCAAAUCCGACCAACCCUCCCUCACCUGUACCUCAGAGGCCUUCUCCAGUUACUUCAACAAAGUCGGGGUGGCACAGGAUACAGAUGACUGUGAUGACUUUGACAUCUCCCAGUUGAAUUUGACCCCUGUGACUUCUACCACGCCAUCGACCAACUCACCUCCAACCCCAGCCCCCAGACAGAGCUCUCCAUCCAAAUCAUCUGCGUCCCAUGCCAGUGAUCCUACUGCAGAUGACAUCUUCGAAGAGGGCUUCGAAAGCCCCAGCAAGAGCGAAGAGCAAGAAGCUCCUGAUGGAUCACAGGCCUCAUCCAACAGUGAUCCAUUUGGGGAGCCCAGUGGGGAGCCCAGUGCUGAUAAUAUAAGUCCACAGGCCGGUAGCUAGAUAGCGCAGGUCUGGGAGCUGGAGCCUCUCUAUGCGCAGAUCAACAGACCUAAGAAAUAGCAUCAAUGUGGGCUCGUGGCGGAUGCUUCAAGACUGGCAUGGAAAUCAGCAUCGCGACAGGCUCUCUUGUAUUCUUUCACCUCACUUUAUCCCAUGAAGAAAUUCAUGAUUGCCCAAUGGAACUCAUUUUGAAGAGGGAACUAAGAGUUUUUGGCAACCAACAGCAGAUAUCUAUGGCAGCACAAAAACAAAACAAAACAAAACAAAACAAAAAACAUGCAAAAGUGUAACAAAAUCAUACCCAACAUUAAAUCACAAAUCAAGCAAAUGCUUACCCGACAAAUAUUCAGACCUCACUUAGUGUGGGUUGAAGAUGACCCAGAAUGCAAAAUCAUAAUUCUCUUUUUAUUUCUCUACCUGUUGCCCACUGUAGAGAUAUCAAAUUUGGAGUGACAGGCCUCAGAGAGGUACAGUAAGGUUGAGACUGACUUUUUUUAGGCAAAGCAGGAGGUCCUCUGUGACCACAAUCUCAUUAUCCAUGGGCCUUUUGACAUAGGAUGAUGUUUUUUCAUCACUCAAUAGGGCCUUGUCUGCCAUUUUUUUCCCAUUCCUUCCAUUGUCAUGUUUGAAAAUUAAUGGGUGUACAAAUUUUUGUAUUGCGUUUGACUUUUUAAAGAUAUUGAUGAAGAAAUCUAACUGGAAAAAAGUCUCAUAUGUAAUGCAUUAACAUGAAGUCACAAGACAAAUAAGUGGUUGAUUAUUCUUUAUGAUCAAGAAUGUGGCCAAAACAACCCUUUAGCUAUUUCUGCAUCCUGGUGAAGAAAGACAGCUUUCGUUUUGAACCUUCAUUUUGUGAGUAGGAAAGGACAUCAAAUCCCAUUGAUGAAAAAGAUGAAAAAACACAUCUGAUUUCCUAAGAAGCUCUAAAUUCUAAGUACAAUAAAAUGAUAUUUUUUAUUUUUUCCGAUAUCUUGCUGCUGUGAUGCUAUGCAGACAAGUGUCUUCUCCACGUGCCAUUUUCAAAGAAAAGUCAUUUGCCAAAUAAUUCUGGUACAAUCCUGGUAAUGUGGUUUUGGAUCUUAAAAACUGACUUUCUAAUGGAACAAUGAUGAUAUGAAUAUACAGAAUAACAAACUGAUUCUGUGGUCACAGUGGUUCAUCUCUAUCUCUUUUUGUACAUCAGAAAAUUCAAAUGGGAUUUUUAUUUUAUAACUUGAAAAAAACCUUACCAUUAUACUCUUUAAAUAUUUAAGGGAAAUGGCUUUAAGGAGUUCUAAUGAAAAAAAAUUGCCAGUUUUUUUUUUUUUUUUGUAAAUAUAAAUGUUGAUGAAAAUGCUUUUUAAUAAUGCCAUUACACUGUAGAGAAGGUAGCAGAUUGAGUGCAGGAUGUGAUGAACUUGAUGGAUGGAGCUUGCUUUCCAGAUGUUAUUCUGGAGCACACAGGAGGAAGCUGGAGUUCAGGGACAGCUGGCGGCAGCAGUUGGCCAAUCAGCAGCUAGUGAACAGAAAGGGAGCAUGUGACUCCAUCAUCCAAUCUAGCCUUUCCACAAGAGUACCCACCCUCUGCAUCAAACAAGAAAAAGGCAAUUCACAUUUUGAAGGUCUGUCCUUCAGAUUCUAAACCUCCCUCUGACCUCUACAGUCCCACCUACCCCCAUAGAAGUCACUGGACUGUUCAUACAUGAAACAGAAGAAUUUAAGCUUCCUUUUUUUACAUUUAUGAGACAAAAAGUGCAGUGUUUGGUUCGUAUGUUUAGCACAUGAUUUUCAUAAAGAAUCUAUAUAUUUUUGCCCUACAGAGAAUUGUUCUACAGGUCAAAUGUGUUUUCCUGAUGUUCCUAUGCAGUUACAGUAUGUUGAAUUUAGUGGUUUAACACUAAAAAGAAAACUUUGAA